Molecule: messenger RNA, 204 nt
Organism: Rotaria sordida
Lineage: Eukaryota; Metazoa; Rotifera; Eurotatoria; Philodinida; Philodinidae
Source: the annotation of a GenBank genome assembly
AUGUCAUUCAAAUCUAAUACUUCUAAUCAAAUCAAUCAACAUAUUCAUCAUUCAUCUGAUGAACAAUUGAUUUGUAAUAAUGAACAAUGUCGAGAAAAAAUUUUUAAUAAAAUCAAACAAAUUAAUAAUGAAAUAAAAAAUGAUUUUUAUAUUAUUGUUGAAAAUAAUUCAAAUGAUAAUAAAAUAAAUCUUAAUCAAGCUUGA